UACAUUAUCUUUGAAAAGAACGUCUUCUAACAAAACGAAAUUGUGUUGGUUCAUCGUAGUUAGUUUUUGCAACAAAUUUUAACUGAAAAUCACUGAAGAAAGACAGCAUAGAAAAUGCAUUUGCUGCUUUCUGCAUUUGCCAUUUUGAGUUUUACACUUCUUUGUCGAUGUCAAGAAGCGUUUGAAACUAAAACAGCAACAUGGAACACUCAAGGUGCUAAAUGGAAUCGCGUGAAAGAACUAUUGAAAAAGUAUAAGUUUGACGUUCUUGCUCUGCAAGAGUGCGGUGUAGAUCAAACGGGAGGCUCGUUUCUCACGCUAAUAGAUAGACAUUAUUGUAGAACGCAUCCCAACAAUUGUUACCAAAACAUUCCGAAGGAUCGGUUCGCGGAUCCAGGCCCAUUCGUAACCAUUAUUCACGUCGGCUUUGGACAAGUUAUACCAACUGCGAUAGACAUAUUCGAAUAUGAAAUUCAAGCUGGUACCGGAAGCAGAGGUUCCAGAUAUUACGUGUAUCUGCAUGAGUUGCUCAAUGCGAGAAAUUCACGCACAAGCCUAGCCAUACUAUCCAAGGAAAGGGCGGAACGUGUGAUUUUGGUUUAUGAAGAUAAAGUGAAAAGGCCAGUGAUUGGUAUUAAGAUAAAGAAAAAAUAUCACUUUAGCAUUCAUGCUGGUGCAUUUGCGGCGAAUCCAUCGCAUAAAACCGUUGAAAGUAUUUUGAAACAUAUUAAACAAGAACACGGAGAAUCGUUUAUGAUCAUGGGCGAUUUCAAUAAAGUGCCAGCGUCUAACAAUCCUCCAGCAGUUACGUCUAUCGAAGUCACCAAAAUUUUUCCACAUUUGCCUACGCAACGAAGUGGAAGUACUCUAGACUAUGCGUUUGGUGGAAUAAAUACACUAAAAGUAACGCCAGCUACAAUAAGAAAAUUUCAAGCAAUGACUUUCAGUGCAACUGUUAUCCAACAAUCUUGGUCUGAUCAUUAUCCGGUAAAAUUCGAAGCAAAAUAGUGGUUUGGUUGGAAUUGAAAUUGUUGAUUACGAAUAAAGACUAAAGAUCCAUUAAA
Messenger RNA from Bradysia coprophila, 1064 nucleotides. Its product is annotated as cytolethal distending toxin subunit B-like. Gene Ontology annotation, molecular function: catalytic activity. The record is from RefSeq and is a predicted model, not a curated record. NCBI's taxonomy places the organism in Eukaryota, Metazoa, Arthropoda, Insecta, Diptera, Sciaridae.